ACAACCGACUCACGAUAAAUCGAAGCAGUGGAGUGAAAUUUUCAAUCGAUUCCACCACCUAACACGGGUGCGUGUGUGUGUGUGUUUGUUUGUGCGCCAUUUUGUUCGGAAGUGUGUGAUACGCGCGGCAAGAAAGGAAGCAAAAAGGUUUCCCGUCGGCGUGCACGAAAACGCAACACACAGCCAGAGCAAGGCUAUCUCCUGUAUAUUAUUUUUCCCGUCGCCAAAGCAACCGGAAGACUGAGCAGCGCCCGAAAGGAGCAGAAGACUGACACUACGCCAGGAGCAGAAGCAUCGAAGUAGCCAGCAAGCCAGCAGUCAGCAGCAGCAGCAGCAGCUUGCUCUCUAACAAACGUCAGCAACAACACCGUUAAGGAUUACACUUGGAUGUCACAGAACGCGAUUUUCGCGUCGGCAAAGUGUGCCCAAUCUUAAGGGCUCGUGUUCGUGCGUGCGUCCGCGUGUGUGCGUGUGCUAGGGAAGUUGGCCAAAAGCAAAGGGCCUAGCCACAGGGUGGGCGAAAGUGCGACGAUAUGAAAGUGUGACCAAAAGCGGCCAAGCAGCGAGUGAGCCGCUAGAAAGCUGAAGAAGUGCGUACACACACGACGGUGGUUCAGCAGCAGCUAGAGGAGCAGAAGGUGGUAGAAAAAGAAAGAAAGAAGAAGAAAAAAAUCGGUGCCAAAUGAAAUAGCAGCGCGCAAGUGUCCGCAGCGAGCCACAGUGCGUGCGUGUGAGUGUGUGUGUGUGUGUGUGGGUGUGUGGGAGCGAGAAAGUGAGACGGUCCAGCAGUCGCAAGACGCAAGCUGCCGUACUAACUACCCGCGCGAGUCCUGCAGUCCCGUCGGCGGGUUGUACGUGUGUGCGUUUGUGUGUGUGUGUUUUUGGGUCCAUCUCCAAAAUGGCCAUGGCAACGUGUUACCCAACGUACGACCACAUGACCGGCGGUGGAGGUCGCAACACUGCCAGUGUCGUGGCUCAGCAACAGCAGCAGCAACAACAGCAGCAGCAGCUCCAGCAACAGCAACAGAGCCCUGUGGCGGCCACUAGUCAGCUGCAUCACCUGUCCUCGAGGCUAACGGCGGCUGCGGCGGCUGCUGCAGCGGCCGCUGCUGCUGCUGCAGCAGCAGCAGCUUCCAACAUGGCGGUGCAGAAGGAUUUCAGCAUACCGCUGCAUGUGGACUGCAGCGUAGAGUACGAGCUGCCAAAUCAGGCAAAACCACCCGUUGGGGCGCGUGUUGAACCACUGUUGAUGAUCCAUCCGUGCUAUUUCCGCAAGAUGGAGAGCCAACGGCGCAGUCCGUUCAUCAACAACAUGCCAAAUUCGUCCCGCAGCUCGGCAGCAGGUGGUGGUGGUUCGAUUGCGGGCAAGAGUGGUGCGACGGGCAACACUGGCGGCUCGGGUGGGUCUUCAGUGGGUGGUUCGGUUGAUGGUGGUUCGGUGAUAAAUGGUGGUAGCUGUGUGACGAGUGCCAGCAACACGAGCAACAGCAACACAAGCAGCUCGAGCAGCAGCAGCAGCAGCAGCAACCGGCGAAAUGUGGUGUCACAUAAGGUGCCAACAACGUCAUCAACUACGGCCUCUAGCAGCUUGUUUUUGCAGCUUCAGCUGGAUGACUACGUCCAGCGGCAGAUGCACCGUUCGACGGCUGCUAGUCAACAACAGCAGCAACAGCAACAGCAACAGCAACAACAGCACUAUGGUGCCGUCAGUAGCUCAGUUGCUGCUGGAGGUCAUCUGCAGCAACAGCAGCAACAUCAUCACCAACAACAACAACACCAUAGCCGCCACCAGCAGCAGCAGCAACAGCAACCUCACCACCAGCAUCAGCAACAACCGCACCUGACCGGGCAGUCCGCAAACCAGUACAACCUCACCGGCCAGUCUCAGCAACAGUCACAGUCUCAGGCAACCGUGUCGUCCUCGGAGUGGAACCGGUACCAUCUGGGGGCGGCAGAUUGCACCGGUGUAGCUGGAGGAGGUUCGAGUCGCAACGGAGGAGCCUACGGUGGCAAGGUGACGAGUAGCAACAACCUCAGCUACAACAACACCGGCAACAACACGAGCGGCAACGCCGGUAGUAAAGCCAAAAGCGCCACCAGCGCGUCGUCCAUGAAACGCAACGCAAGUAAUACGGGUAUCAGUCAGCAACAACACCACCAGCAACAGCAACAGCAGCAACAACAACAACACCAGCUGCAACAACAGCAUCAACAGCAGCAACAGCUCAUGAUGCCGGCCAGCUGCGCCGUGUACAACAGCACCGCAAGCGGCGUCAGCAACGGCCUGGUGGAGGGUGGCGGUGCAGGACCCCGCUGGGGGGACAUCGACAAGACUUCAAUGGCGGCGGCGGUGCCCCGCGACUUCCAGGCCGGUCCCGAAUCGCUCCCCCACAAGACGGGUGGUGUGAUUCCGGCGGCCGCCUCCUAUCGCAAGCGCGACGCCAUGUUGUCGGGAGCGGGCGGUUGCGCGGUGUACAGCAACACCAGCAACAACACCAGUGCUAACGUCAGCAACACCAGCAACAACAGUAGCUCCCGGGGUCACACGGUGACGGCUGCAACGACGGGCAGUACGGGCAACGCGUGCAACACCACGGACCUCAGCCUGUGGGAGACGGCGGCCACAAGCGGUGGCAACAGCGGCAGCAGCAACAGCAACACCAGCAACAGCAGCAGCAACUCCGCCCUGCCGGACAAGAGCUCGAUGGCGGCGGCCAUUCCGAGGGAUUAUCAUGCGGCCGGUCCGGAACAUUUGGCGGCUUGCAACAAGCUGGCAGCAGCACGCCAACAACAGCAGCAGUACCAGCAACAGCAGCAACAACAACAACACCAUCAUCAGCAGCAACAGCAGCAGCAUCACUCGCAACAGCAACAUCGCCACCAGCAGCAGCAGCAACAACAGCAGCACCAUCAACAGCAGCUUCAUCAUCAGCAACAGCAGCAGCAGCAGCAGCAGCAGCAACAUCUGCAUCAUCAGCAGCAACACUCACACCACAACCAUCAGGUUGCGGUUGCGGCAGCUGCGGCGGCUGCUGCAGCAGCCGCUGAGGCCUCCGAGAAGCUGCUGUUUGCGGCGAAAUACCGGCAACACCAGCGAGCAUCUCAUCGGCUACAUCCGUACAUGAUGAGCUCCAGCUUUACGCCGUUGAUGACGGCGGCCUUCCCUCCGAUGCAGCAGGUGUCCUGUUACAACGUGUGA
Anopheles nili is the source of this 3199-nucleotide messenger RNA. It is a transcript of the gene corto, whose product is annotated as centrosomal and chromosomal factor. The coding region runs from base 899 to 3199 and encodes 766 amino acids. The transcript has a single exon. Lineage: Eukaryota; Metazoa; Arthropoda; Insecta; Diptera; Culicidae. The record is from RefSeq and is a predicted model, not a curated record.